This is a messenger RNA of Corythoichthys intestinalis (scribbled pipefish), 10321 nucleotides long. It is a transcript of the gene lmtk2, whose product is annotated as lemur tyrosine kinase 2. The record is from RefSeq and is a predicted model, not a curated record. Gene Ontology annotation, biological process: protein phosphorylation. Bases 393 to 4802 code for a protein of 1469 amino acids. Lineage: Eukaryota; Metazoa; Chordata; Actinopteri; Syngnathiformes; Syngnathidae. Gene Ontology annotation, molecular function: ATP binding; protein kinase activity. The transcript has 14 exons.
GUCGCUAAGGAAUAUGGCGCUUCGGAGGGGCUGAGUUUCAUGAUAGUCUGGUUUGAUUUAUUCCCCUCAGUCUACGUUUAUGCGAAUAACACCAAGCGGCGUACACCAAAUAUGAUAUUCCGACGGGCUUGUUCUCACCUUUUGUCCGCAUCGACAGCGGGAACGGGCGUUGUAUAGCCGCGUUCGUUGUCGGGUGCUAAGACUGUUAUCAUUGAAAUGCUAGCUAAAGCUAAUGGCUAAAGAACGACAGAAUGCUUGUGUCUGUGCCACCUACACGGGCAUUUAUUGUAAUCCAAUGACUGAAACACGAUUUGUCAUCAUUCCCGGGCCUCAAUUGUUGACGACGACCAUUCCAAGCGUCUAGUGGGGUGUUUAGAAGCUAAAUUCGGAGGAUGAAGAGCUGUCAUGGAUAUGUUUUGCUGCUGCUCAACGCAAUCUUGCUGUGGGCAUACUGGCCGGUUCAAGGUGCGCCUCUUCAGGAUCAGCACACUACAGCCAGAGGCGCAGGGGAUGCGUUUUACGUGUCCCUCUCCUUGUCCGUGACGGCGUUAGUGGCCCUGGUGGUGCUGCUGGUGAACUGCGUGACAUGCUGCAAGGAGAGAGAGAUCAACUUCAAGGAAUUCGAAGACCACUUUGACGAUGAGAUCGACUUCACGCCGCCAGCUGAGGACACGCCGUCUAUGCAGUCGCCGGCCGAGGUGUACACCCUCGCCGUUUCCCCCGUUGCCUUGCCGGGACCUGUGCACCUUCAACCUCCGGCUUAUAUCACAGAAGGAUCGACAGGCUUCCAGGUAGCCCGUCAUAGUCUGAGUUACAUCCAGGAAAUUGGUAAUGGAUGGUUCGGCCAGGUAAUCCUGAGUGAAAUCUACACAGAUCCAGGUGGCACCAGAGUGAUCGUGAAGGAGUUAAAAGCCAAUGCAAACGCUAAGGAGCAGAAUGAUUUCUUGCAGCAGGGGGAUCCUUACAGAGUAUUGCAGCACCCCAACAUCCUCCAGUGCCUUGGCCAGUGUGUGGAAGCCAUUCCCUUUCUGCUUGUUUUUGAGUACUGCGAAAUGGGGGAUUUGCGCGGCUAUCUGUCUCAGCAGGACCGAACGUUUCGAAGUGCUGAGACACUGCAGCUGCAAAGGAUGGCCUGCGAAAUCGCUGCCGGUCUCACUCACCUCCACAAAUACAACUUCCUGCACAGUGAUUUAGCUCUGAGGAAUUGCUACCUGACGACGGAUCUUACAGUCAAAGUCGGAGACUAUGGAAUCGGACCCUAUGCAUAUAAAAAGGAUUAUAUCAUCACAGAGGACGAUGUAUUCGCGCCUCUUCGUUGGUUGGCCCCGGAGCUGGUGGGGGAGCGCCACGGGGGUGUGAUCGCCUUGGAGCCUACCAAGCCUGGCAAUGUUUGGUCAUUGGGGGUUACUUUGUGGGAGCUUCUGGAGAAUGCCAGUCAACCAUAUCCACAUCUGUCAGACCGGGAGGUUCUCAAUCAUGUGAUCAAGGAGCAGCAAGUCAAACUCUUUAAGCCACAACUCGAUCUCCCUUAUUCUGACAGAUGGUACGAGGUCCUGCAGUUCUGCUGGCUCUCUCCUGAAAAGCGCGCCACAGCCGAGGAAGUCCACCGUUUACUCAUCUAUCUGCGCAUGCAAGGCCAAAGGGACAUGGAAGAAGACUUUGAGCAACGCUGGGACGCUCUCAAGCCGUGCGUUUCCACACGCCAGACCACCGUUAGCCACUCCUCCUUUCCUAUCCUGGAGCAGUUCGGGGAUGACGCGCUGCAGCAAGACAUCGACGAGGUGCUGACAGUCACCGAAACGAGCAAAGGACUCAGUUUCGAAUACGUUUGGGAGGCAGCCAAGCAAGACCACUACGACGGCAGCCAUUCUCACCCGGGCGCCGACACAACGGUGAACUACCACAGCAUGUUCUUUCCGGUUUCCACCGAAGACAUCCGGGCCCAUUUCCCGGAUCCUGACGCGAGAUCGCCUGCUGCUGACCGUGGGAACACUCCUUCCGGGAAACCUGGGAUCGUGCCAGUGUUCGAUGCCCAGAAGCUGGCUAACACCAAUGGCUAUUACGUACAGCUUGAGGAUCAAGCAGAAGAGAGCAUUGUUGGACAAGAUGGGGCUCAAAAGACAGGCUUCAAUUCAAGCCAACAAGACUUUGUUGUUCUCCAAGACGUUCGUUUAGAUGAAUCCAGCACGGAUGCUGACUUUUUUCACCACAGCAUUGACUCUAAGGACUCCUAUUUACCAGACAGUCAUAUCUGGUCAUCUCUUGAAAACGACAGUCCAUAUCACACAAAUAUUUUUACCGAGGGAGAGUCCAAACAGGAGGACUCUGUGUCUUGGAGACACGAUUUUGUGGAGUUUCCGCAGCGCAAUGGGAACCCUUUUUGUGUAAAUAACGCUUCAGAUGAACAAGACGUAAAUGCGCGGGAUUCUUUUUUAGGGAGUUGUUCAGAAGCCGCUCACCGGACUUUGGAGGAGGACAGAGCUGAUGCUGAGAGGCUUCUGAACACUGAAAGACUGGUAGAAAAUUUUAUCUUUCUUAAGGAACAGGAGCUGAUGAAAGACGGCCCACGCUUUCGAAAUUCACAGCAGAAUUUUCUAUCACCCGGCGUCGUCCACGAACCGGAGGAAACCUUCAAAAUGGCUUCAUGGGACAACUUGGACCCUUACGGCAGCUUAAACACAACAGAGAACUACUUGACACCUGCUUGGAGUAGCACAUCCCCAAGACGGGGACUUUUGGACCCGUCGAGCAGCAACUUCGGGGAGCAUAAUCCGUUUCGUGUACAAAAUCAAACUCCGGUGCCUUCCAUUACUGUUGUUUCAGAAGAUGACAUAAACGACCACCUGCCAGUUAGCAAAAGUUCUUCCGCUGAGGACCUCACCCUGCUCCAACCCCCGGACGGAGGCGUAGACUCUGAUCUUAAUUCUACCUCGCAGAGAUUGGACAUUAUCGUUAGUCAGACAUACAAUCAGAUUCCUGUCUUCUCGGAAAGUGCCACUACAGAAGUGUCUUGCACCACUGCCAAUCUGUCCAACCUUGAUGUUGAGACCUCAAACGGUAGCGAUAUACAACUCUCACCUGAGAAAUCACAUAUUCAAGCGUCCGUUUCGGACAGCGGACACGUCGACGAUCUGACGAAUGCUGAUCUAUUGAGCGAACUCAUCGCGGAUGUGGAAAUGGAAUCAACUCUGUCCGACCACGAAGAACUAUUUACAGAUACCGACGGACGACCUCUCGGCAGAUCUUCUCUGCUGGUUUCUGGGCCUUCUUUGGACCAGAUUAGUCAGGACAGCUUGCUAGAGGACAGCGUGUCCACCACAUUACAGACUGUAGACCACUCCGCGGAGACGCCGGACUCUUUAGACUCUCUGGAUAUUCACCGGUUCGGAGAUCACCACAAGCUCCAGCCUCCGUAUAAAAUCGCCGACAGCGGUUACGAGACGGAGAACCUAGAGUCUCCUGAAUGGAACUCUCAGCCUAACGAUAAAGACCUCUCCCCUACCGAAAAUGGCGAGAGGGUAGCUCAAAAGAUAAACAAAACCGAAGAGACCGCCGUUGCAGUGAACCAUCUGGUUCCUCCGGAAAUUAUCAUCUCCGAAGCAGACGGCACGCCAGAUGCUCCUGGCGAGGACUGCGAUGAUGUCGUUCCUGUCGAAGAGCCUCUCGUAAAUAGUAAUUACAGAGACUCCGCCUACUUUUCUGACAAUGAAUCGGAGCCGGAGAAGAAAGCCGAAGAAACAAACGCAGAUGGUUCCGUUGAGGCCACAACACUGCGGAACUCUACCGAAGUGUCGGUCCCUGUGACGGAAAGUCUGACGGAGAAUCUUGAGGAGUCUUUAAGACCGCAACGAGAAAGUUCUGCUGCCCCUGAAAUACACGGUGACAUCAGAGAAGAAGCAAACACUUCUCUAGAGACUCCUACGGAUGUCAAGGAGGUCAAAGAACCUUCGAUCUGGCCCCAUCACGACGGAGACGUAUCAGACUUUUUCUUCGACGUACCAGAGUUUUCCGAGCCAAAUCAGCUUUCGCCCUCUGAGGACACCGUUCACGCUAAGUUAACCCGGGCCCACACCGGGGAGGCACAUAAGAUUAAAGAGCCCGACAUUGAGGGCCGCUACUUAGCCCGGCGGGACGGCCCUGAGGACGGAGCGGAUGCUGACGAAGAGAACGAAAACAGCGACGACUCUGACGAUGACGUUCACGCCUACCAGCUGCGCAGCUCCAGCUCUGAGAGCGAGGACGAAUGCGCGUACGCCGUGCCACUCGUCAUCUCGGACGAAAGUCACGGCAAGAACCUAAAGAGCCUGUUGAAACCCGCCACCCUGAGUGUCCGAGCUCCGUCCCCCUCGGGCACCGCCACCCAAAGAGCCGUGUCCUUCUUUGAUGAUGUCACAGUCUACCUCUUUGACCAGGACACCCCCACCAAGGAGCUAGGUGACCAUGCGUCAGGCUCCAACACACAUACACCUCAGUUCAGCAGCCCGGAGCCGAGUUCUAGCUACCGCUUCACCAACUCUGAGAGCUCAACAGACGAAGAAGGCGGAGGUUUCGAGUGGGACGAUGACUUCCCCUCAACGCCUGCCUUCCCCUCCAAGACGCACAAAGACCCGUCGGCAUCAGAGAGUUUGGCGGUGGCAGCCAGCGUACCAACCCUGGCUGUGUCGACGUCCGGCUGGGGAAGCUCGUCCAACUACUCGCGCUUCUCCAUCUCGCCGGCGAGCAUCGCUAGCUUCUCCCUGACACACCUCACUGACUCGGACAUCGAACAAGGAGGAAGCAGCGAGGAUGGCGAAAAAGACUAAGCUGCUGAUCGAAGGCCACUCCACUAGCUGUCAUCACACCAUCCAACACUUGCACUUUUUUGUGGGAUCGGCUCCAGAACCGAAGAAAAAAGCGGAAGCAGUCGAAACGGGAGCCCGCCAGGCGCUUGACUCCGAUUCCCAGAAGUUUUACUUCCGCGUGACGUCGGGGCAACAUUCACGUCGCCCCGCACAAAAACUAAAAUAUUUAAGAUUAUUUUUGGGGGAAAUGCAUUGUGAUAUCACAGCCAAAUAGGAAGAAACUUUAAAUUAUCUGCAACUCUUGUUGACAUCAUCACUGCCAUUGCUCCUAUUUGUGAAGUGUUUUUUUUUUUUUUUGGGUCAGUUUUCUAUCCAUAAAAAAAUGUUCACGAUCUCCGAUUUGGAGAGAAACUUUGUCUAGUAAAGGUUUUUUUGUUGUUUUUUUCCCCCGACAGGCUAGUACAUUGAGCUUUAACUGGAAAUCAAGUAUAGUGGUACCUCUACUUACGACAUUAAUUGGUUCUGGAUGUAGUCUCGUAACCCGAAAAUUUCGUGAAUAGAAACUCGUUUUACAUGUAAAUGCUCCAAUCCGUUCCAAGCACUACUGACACGCAACAUUAAAUUUUAUAAUUGGGGUAAAAUUGGAAUAAAACCACAGCAAAACUCAUUUGAAUCAUUCCAUAUACCUAACCCAUUAGUACCUGUAAUGAAGUAGAUAAUAGAAAUAAAUAUAGUUACGAAAAUAAAUAUUUGAACACCCUGCUAGGUUCUCCCACUUAGAAAUCAUGGAGGGGUCUGAAAUUUUCAUCAUAGGUGCAUGUUCACUGAGAGAAAGAAUCUAAAAAGAAAAUCCAGAAAUCACAAUAUGAUUUUUUUUUAGCAAUUUGUGUGAUACAGCUGCAAAUAAGUGUUUUAAUACCUGAGAAAAUGAAUGUUAAUAUUUGGUACAGUAGCCUUUGUUUGCAAUUACAGAGGCCAUACCUUUCCUGUAGUUUUUUUUACCAAGUUUGCACACACUACAGGAGGGAUCUUGGCCCACUCCUCCACUCAGAUUUACUCUAGAUCAGUCAGGUUUCUGGGCUGUCGCUGAGUUUUAGCUCCCUCCAAAGGUGUUCUAUUGGGUUUAGGUCUGGAGACUGGGUAGGCCAUGCUAGAACCUUGAUAAGCUUCUUACGGAGCCACUUGUUGGUUUUCCUGGCGGUGUUCUUUGGUUCAUUGUCAUGUUGGAAGACCCAGCCAAGACCCAUCUUCAAUGCUCUGACUGAGGGAAGGAAGUUGUUCCCUUGCCUGGCACGGCCAGACUGUUCUCCCUGUAUUUUUCAAACACUGAGAGAAAAGUCUGGGAACCAGCCCAUUAACGGCCUCUCGAGCAGGUACAAAAUCAAUCGACAAAUCAGAUUCGUUUAUUUGCGUGACGUGUUCUUAACGAGCAACGUCACUCUUUCGCGUCGGAAGUCGUCUCCACAACAACACAGAUGGUGAACAGGAGAGCCGAGAAUAUGUUCCAAUCCACGUUAAAAUCAGUUUUAAAUGACCAAAAACACAUCGACACGAGUCAUCGACAACAGCCUGUCUCGCGCUAGCCAUGUUGAAUAAACUCUGCUCUCCUCGUAUGUUUUCCUUCGCACGCAAGUCCCUCGUCCUGCCCUCGUCGUUUUACUAACGUCACGUCUGCCCGUCGCUGAUUGGUCCACUCCGCUGUCUGUCUGGUGUGGCUUGCUCCGCCCUGGAAAUUGUAUCCGCUGAAUGGUGGCCAGACUCAAUAGCUGGAACAGCGGUGAGUCUGGUGUACCAGGCAAGUUCCCCAAAAUCUCACAAUACAGGGCCCCAAUCAUCCUCUCUUUAAUACAGUGCACUUGUCCUGUCCCAUGCACAGAAAAACACCCCCAAAGCAUGAUGCUACCACCCCCAUGCUUCACAGUAGGGAUGGUGUUCUUGGGAUAGUACUCAUCAUUGUUGUUUCUCCUAGUUUGUGAAAUUAUGACAAAAAAAGUUCUAUUUCGCUCUCAUCUGACCACAAAACUUGCUCCCAUGACUCCUCUGCAUCAUCCAGAUGGUCAUAGGCAAACUUAAGACAGGCGUUAACCCUUUAUUGCCAAAUGUAUCACAUUUGAUACACCUAAAAUUUCAUGAUUUUGAGACUAAUUCAGAAUUUUGACAUCUUUUUGGAAAAAAAAAAAAAAAAAAAGAUGGAUGCAAGUCAACACAUGCAUCUGCAGGUUCCAUGAGAAAAGGAAGCAGACUUUAGCAAGGGUUAUAGAUAUUAGAGCGCUUAUUACACAUAUUCAUUUUGACUUUUUUACAAAUUUGAAAAAAAAGGUUUCAUUAGGACCUUAUUUUUCAAAUUUUGGGAUUCUCUGAUAAUUGCUUCAUGUUGCAGGUAUUUGAGGGUUAACAUGUGCAACUUUAAGCAGGGGAACCGUCCGUGCCAUAUAUGAUUGGAAACCAUGACGUCUUAGUAUAUUAGCAACAGUAACCUUGGAAACUGUGGUCCCAGUUCUUUUCAGGUCAUUGACCAACUCCUGCCGUCUAAUUCCGGGCUGAUUCUUGACAUUUUUCAGGAUCAUUGAGACCCCAUGAGGUGAUAUCUUACAUGGGGCUCCACUCCGAUUUAUAUUGACAGUCAUGUUUAGCUUCUUCCAUUUUCUAAUGAUUGCUCCAACAGUGGACCUUUUUUCACAAAGCUGCUCUGUAAUUGCGCCGUAGCCCUUUCCAGCCUUGUGGAGGUGUACAAUUUUGUCUCUGGUGUCUUUGAACAGCUCUUUGGUCUUGGUCAUGUUACAAGUGAAGUCUUACUGAUCGUAUGGGGUGGACAGGUGUCUUUAUGCAGCUAUCAACCUCAAGUGCAUCUGAUUCAGGAUAAUGCAUGCAGUGGAGGUGGCCUUUUAAUAGGUGGACUAACAGGUUUUUCAGGGUCAGAAUUCUAGCGGAUAGGUGUUCACGUACUUAUUUGCAGCUGUAUCACACAAAUAAAUGUUAAAAAAAUCAUGCAUUGUGAUUUCUGGAUUUCUCAUUUUAGAUCUCUCUCACAGUGGACAUGCACCUACAAUGAAAAUUUCAGACUCCUCCAUGAUUUCUAAGUGGGAGAAAUUGCAAAAUAGCGGGGUGUUGAAAUGCUUUUCUUCACUGUAUACAGUACAGUCCCUGACAAAAGUUUUGUCGCAACAAUUGCUAAUAACCUGACUUUUAAUGAUUUAAUUGGUUUCAGAAAUUGCCCAUAUGAAAGCUAAGACCCUCCCAGAUGAUGUUGAAUGUACAAAAAUAUUAUUUGUUUCACUGAAAAAAGGACUGCAUCGAUGCGGUUCGACAAGGAUUCAUACAAUUUAUUGAUGAAGUCAUCAGGAACAUCUAAGAAAGCAGUCUUGCAUGCCUCCCAAAGUUCAUCAAUAUUCUUGGGUUUCGUCUUCCAUGCUUCCUCUUUCAUCCUGUUCAUGUCUGGUGACUGGGCUGGCCAGUCCUGGAGGAUCUUGAUCUCUUCUUUGCCUUGAGGAACUUUGAGGUAGAGAUUGAAGUAUGCAAUGGCGCACCAUCCUGCUGCAGAAUUUGUCCCUUUUUAUGGUUAGGAAUGUAAGAGACAACUAAGAUUUGUUGAUAUUCCAGACUAUUUACGUUGCCUUCCACCCUGCAGAUCUCUCGCACACCCCCAUACUGGAUGUAACCCCAGAUCAUGAUUUUGCCACCACCAAACUUCACUGUUUUCUGCGUGAAUGUCGGAUCCAUGCGGGCUCCAGUAGGUCUCCUGCAAUAUUUGCGGUGACUGUGGUGUAAUUCAAUGGAAGAUUCAUCUGAAAAAUCCACCUUUUGCCACAAAACUGAAGUUUGGUGCCUAGAUCGAUGGUGCCUAUCUCAGUCUUUGUGACAAAAACGCGAGGAGACCUACGCGCUAAUGCAAUGAACCAUCUGUGGGCUUAAAACGAUAAAAACACGAUGAGCCUUGUGCUCAUUUGGCUCAGACAUUGCUCUAGCAACAAUAACACCAUAGCGCCUGUGCACGUCAUCAUACUGCGAUGCCCAAACGUCAUCAACAAUAGGCCAAUAGGAGAGCAGCAUACUAAAAGGAUGGGAAAUAUGACCAAUAGGGCAGCAGGAUCUUAUAGCUCGUAAAGCAGGAAGUACAUAUGUAUCUUUUACAGUAUUGUAUAGCAUUUUUGCCUUCAAAUCUGAAAUUUCUUAACAAGAGACAAUAUUUUCCAGUUUAAACGUGUCGUAACCUGAAAAUAACGUUUGUAGAGACGUUUGUAAGUAGAGGCACCACUGUACCAUGUUUUUUGGACUAUAAGUCGCACCAGCCAAAGAUGCCACAAUGAAGAAAAAAUUUCCUCUGGAGUAUAUUAUUAGAUGGAGCAUUUUUUUGUUGUUGAAUUUAUGAGAAACCAAGAACAAAUAAUGGCAAAAUGGAGAACAACAGGCUAACUUGGCAUCUGUAACAAAACAUUGUUUUUUGCCUAACUACAGCCUAAACACAACAUAAUCAGGUGACUUAAAGAUAAAAACAGAAGUUGCACCUGAGUCGCAGGCUCAGCCAAGUGCGAUUUAUAGUCCAGAAAAGAUUAUAUAUCCAAUUAUAUUCUGGGUAUUCUUAAUAUCCUAGUUAAAGUACAUGUACUCUUACACUUGCCAUCAGUGUGCAAAAUUGUCUUAUGAGUUGUCUUAUGAUUUAAAAUCCAUCUUUAUCCUUAUAAAGAUGGAUUAUAAAGGUUAUAGAAUGAAUGCUUGAUAACCUUGAAAGGCUAUGUACUUGCAAUUUCUUGGGAGUUGAAUGUCGCGUACCCUGACACGAACCCAAUUGAAAUUCAAUCAAUGUGACAAACCAGUUUUGUAAAUAAUAAAACGGCUGCUCGCUUGGGUUCAUAACACUACCAAAUUUUAUUUUCGAACAACACUAUUUGAAAUUUGUUAAAAAAAAAAAAAAAAGAACAAAAAAAUUGUGCAAUGAUUUGAACGCAAAGCUCGUCUUUUGCCUUUAUUUUCAUUUUUAUUGUGAUUUGAUGUUUUAUGGACAUAAUUUCUUUACAAAUGUUAUUUUACCCCCUUCCACUUUGUAUUUAAUUUUCUUUUCAGACCCAAAGAACCUCAAGACAGGAAUGCAAGUGCUUGUGUAUCAGUGUGAAUGAAUUAUAUAUAAAUUCAAACUGGCUAUCAGGGACUUAAGCACCCCCGUUAACUGCUUUGACCCCCACUUAUGUGUAGUCGACGCCACUGCGCCCCCUUUUCAUUGAAUCCCGGGCGCCCGAUCCAAACUUGAAGGUUUAUUUAAGAGACUGACUGGAUGACGCUUGCUUCAUCUUGCACAUUUGACAAACUUUAACUGACAUGUAUUAACAGUACUGAUGUAAAUGAUCUGGGGACGAGGUUUGAUUGUAUGAACAUAUCGUAGUUGCAGUUCAAUGAGAAGAUGACGAUGGCGGCGGAAAGGCGCUGUUGAGACCUGUUCAUUUUAAGUGAUUUUUACUUCCCAUUGAUCACGCGUUAGUGUCAUUGAAUGAGAUGUUUAUAAUUACACCGUUUAAUAUGAAAAUAAAUGAAAAUGAACUACAGAA